This is a messenger RNA of Cuscuta europaea, 1642 nucleotides long. The record is from the annotation of a GenBank genome assembly. NCBI's taxonomy places the organism in Eukaryota, Viridiplantae, Streptophyta, Magnoliopsida, Solanales, Convolvulaceae.
GCCAGAUUAGGUCGGACGAUGAGCCGAUCUAAUAACAAGAGGGGAGCUUCUUCCUAAUACCAAAUCCAUCUUCCUAGUUCCUACUACAGCGUUAACCCAUGGCCAUGGAGGUCUCAUACAGCUUUUCACUUCUUCCCCGAGACAUUUUUUUCCAGAUUGUGGUUCGACUUGGCGCUAAAUCUCGUGGGAAGCUAAGCUGCGUUUCUAAAUCUUUCCGUUCCAUAUUGACCGAUCCAAGUUUCGCCGAGUUUCAACGAAAUUUGUCUGCGGCUCUUAACCACGGCACAACCAUUCUCUUCUCUAUUCGGUCUAUGACGGGUUAUCACGAUUCAACCGGGCCCCUCAUGUUCAAUUCCGUGCCAGAGCAGUUUUACACCAUAAAUUAUGAAGAAAAUCAGGCCGGAGAGCUCCUUCAAGCAAAAAUUGUUAGGGAUACGGACAAAGGAUGGUUCCAAUAUGGCAGAUCUAUGUCUUUUGCCAAAGAUCAAAUAUGUUUCUUUUAUAAGCAUUCCGAAUUGAUUGUUUUUAACCUUAUCACAGGGAAACAUACUACUCUCCCCACAACUCCGUCCAGCAGGGGGCGUUCUUGUGCGCUGUUGGGUUACGACGACGUUUCGGGAACAUACAAGGUUUUGAAAGCGGACCCUAGCUCUAACUUGAGGACAGUGAAGUACUGGGUGCUCACACUGGGCGUGGACGAAACAUGGCGGGAGAUUGAGAGCCCUGUAUUGUUUUACCUUAGCAGACGUUUCACGAAUAGUGUUUGCAUUAAAGGCGUGGUCUAUUUCUACAAUGCGCUGCAUUGUCGUUGGGGCAAGUACGAGCAUCCGUUUGACGGAUGCUACGAGCUGGUGGCGUUCGAUGUUAGGUCCGAGAGUUUCCACCGGAUAACGCUUCCUGCAAGAACACACAAAUAUUUCGAAAAAGCCUCGUGGGUAGAAUUGGACGGGCAGUUUGCUUUCAUGUAUGUCAACCAGAACAAGCAGGUUAUUGCUUGGAGCAUGGAGACAUCUUGCUGGAGGAAGUAUGCUUUCCCCAUCCCAUUAGAGGAAGGGACUCCGGAGGCAGACAGUUUAUCAUUUUCCAAGACUUUUAUUACUGCUACUUCAACUGGGGAAAUAGCAUUGCUAAUGCUGCAAGGAACACUUUCUCUUUGGGUUUUGUCUGAUAAGUUCAGGGCACACCGAGUUUGGAAGGAAUUUCGAAUUAGGGGGCUUGCUGACUUAACUACUGAUAUUCUCGAAACAUCCGAAGUUGUCGUUGCUCAAAACAUUGGUGGGAAUCUGUUGCACUUGGAAUAAUCUUGCUGGCAAAACAUCCGAAGUUGUCUGCUCUUCCUCUUCACCUUACCAUUGUCUCAGUCUCUCGUUUACUUCCUUAGUUCCUUCUACUUAGCUAUUUAAUUAGAUAAUUAGAUAGGAUGUUCAUUGUCUAAAAGUUAUAGUCCACCCUACCCAAAUGCUUAGGGAUUUUAUUGGGAUUAAUUACAAAUUGGUUGGUUUCUUUUGUUAGUUUUACUAUAUUAUUAGGUCGGGGCAUUGUCACUCUGUAUUAGUCUGCGAUGCUAAAACCCUUUAAAUUCUUUUACUCAUCUUGAGUCAUACAACUAAACAAGGAAUUAUUUGCAUAUUUUUUCUUUAAU